GGGAAAGAGUCCUGGGUUCCAGGACGGAAAUGGGCAUUCCCCCGUAACUCAAGAGACUCCAAGCCCAGAGAACGGCCACACCGAGUUAUUACCCUCCAGCCGACUGACCCGCCGACUCCUCAGCGAUUACUGGUGCGGGAUCCCAACAGUUCAGAAGGCAGCGCGGGAGGGGGUAACCUCACAGGCCAACCUUUUCCCCGCCCUCUGAGGCCUCCGAUUGGUCCCGGGGUGGACUUGGGACGCCGGGACGUGUUCGCGUCACUUCCGCCAGGGUCCGCCAUCUUGUUCCCAGGGGCAGUUGGCGGAAGAGAUCGUGCUCCCCAGUCGCCUGCUUGUCUUGUUCCGGGAGUUGCUCUGGCCCGCGUCCCAGUUCCCAGCUUCUGCGUGGGGUUCCCUCCUCCAGUCCUCCCUCAUCCCGCCUUGCCUGGGGCGGAACAGCGAGGGGGCCCCCCGCUCCUGCCGUCAGCGUUCCAUGGAGUAGGAUCCAGGACCGUUGUGCCGAGCGAGAGCGAGAGGCCGAGCUUCGCCGCGCCCCCACCCCCUACUCCCCCUCCCUUCCUGCUGCUCCUUCCUGCCCUCCCCCCCGCCUUCCGCCGCAACAUGGCGAACAACAGCCCGGCGCUGACAGGCAGCAACUCGCAGCCGCCGCCGCAGCACCAGGCGGCCGCCGCCGCGGCCCAGCAGCAGCAGCAGCAGUGCGGCGGCGGCGGCGCCAUUAAGCCCGCCGCCUCGGGCAAGCAGGGGAACGUGCUGCCGCUGUGGGGCAACGAGAAGACCAUGAACCUGAACCCUAUGAUCCUGACCAACAUCCUGUCGUCGCCGUACUUCAAGGUGCAGCUCUACGAGCUCAAGACCUACCACGAGGUGGUGGACGAGAUCUACUUCAAGGUCACACAUGUUGAGCCGUGGGAAAAAGGAAGCAGAAAAACAGCAGGCCAGACAGGGAUGUGCGGAGGGGUUCGAGGUGUUGGAACAGGAGGAAUUGUUUCUACAGCUUUUUGCCUGUUAUACAAGUUAUUUACUUUGAAACUGACUCGCAAGCAAGUGAUGGGUCUCAUAACACAUACAGAUUCUCCAUAUAUUAGGGCCCUUGGAUUUAUGUAUAUAAGGUACACACAGCCCCCAACAGAUCUCUGGGACUGGUUUGAAUCCUUCCUUGAUGAUGAAGAGGACCUGGAUGUGAAGGCUGGCGGAGGCUGUGUAAUGACCAUUGGGGAAAUGCUUCGUUCUUUUCUUACCAAAUUAGAGUGGUUUUCUACCUUAUUUCCAAGAAUUCCUGUUCCAGUUCAGAAAAAUAUUGAUCAACAAAUUAAAACAAGACCUAGAAAAAUCAAGAAGGAUGGGAAGGAAGGAAUUGAAGAAAUAGACCGGCAUACUGAACGUAGACGUUCAAGGUCACCAAGAAGGUCAUUGAGCCCAAGAAGAUCCCCAAGAAGAUCCAGAAGUAGAAGCCAUCAUCGAGAAGGUCACGGUUCUUCGAGUUUCGACAGAGAAUUAGAAAGAGAGAAGGAACGGCAGCGACUAGAACGUGAGGCCAAGGAGAGGGAAAAAGAAAGGCGAAGAUCCCGAAGCAUUGAUCGUGGGCUCGAGCGCAGGCGGAGCAGGAGCAGGGAGAGGCACAGGAGUCGGAGUCGGAGUCGUGACAGAAAGGGAGAUAGGAGGGACAGAGAUCGUGAAAAAGAGAAUGAGAGAGGCCGGAGAAGAGACCGUGAUUAUGACAAAGAAAGAGGCAGUGAAAGAGAAAAAGAGAGGGAGAGGUCUAGAGAGCGGAGAAGUAGGAGUGAGGUAGAAGAGAAGAAGCAUAAAGAGGACAAAGAUGAAAAGAAGCACAGGGAUGACAAAAAAGAUUCCAAAAAAGAGAAAAAACAUAGUAGAAGUAGAAGCAGGGAAAGAAAACAUCGAAGUAGAAGCCGAAGUAGAAAUACAGGAAAGCGCAGUCGAAGCCGGAGCAAAGAAAAGGCAAGUAAACAUAAAAAUGAGAGUAAAGAAAAAUCAAAUAAACGAAGCAGGAGUGGCAGUCGAGGAAGAACUGGCAGUGUUGAAAAGUCAAGAAAACGGGAACACAGUCCCAGCAAAGAAAAAUCCCGAAAACGUAGCAGAAGCAAAGAGCGUUCUCACAAACGAGAGCACAGUGAUAGCAAGGACCAGUCUGACAAAAACGAUCGCCGGAGGAGCCAGAGUACAGAGCGCGAGAGCCAAGAAAAGCAGCAUAAAAGCAAAGAUGAGACUGUGUGAAGUUUUUUGUUUUUUCUUUUCUUUUCUGGUUUAUUUUGUAAAAGUGGAUCACAUUGAAUCCUAUAAAUGUUUGAUUAAAUCCUG
Messenger RNA from Phascolarctos cinereus (koala), 2319 nucleotides. RefSeq names its product pre-mRNA processing factor 38B (gene PRPF38B). Lineage: Eukaryota; Metazoa; Chordata; Mammalia; Diprotodontia; Phascolarctidae. The record is from RefSeq and is a predicted model, not a curated record.